CUGACCCACACUUUAGAUUUCCCCACGCACUCUCCCGAACAAGCGAGGGAAGAGCAUUCGCCUUUUGGGUGCUCCACUGUUUCUACAGGCAGACCGCAGAUGACAAUGGAAGCCGAUGAACCUCUGGACUUCGAGUUCGAAGAUACUUCUCUUGUUUCCCCUUCCAUCUCCAAGAAAACGAAAAGGGUUAUAGGUUUAGAUGACUUGUUAAAUGACUACUACAAGGAGAAAGUUAACCAUAAGGAGAAGGUUAAGAAACGUGCAAAGGUCCAAAAAGAGUAUGAUUCCGAUGAUAAUGACGUCGAUGCCAGAGAAGCAAAGUUUCAUGACUUUGUUAACGAAUUCCAGGAGAAGAUGAAUCAAAUAAAGGCUGAUGAUGAGAUACCUUUGUGGGGUCUUCAAGUUUUCGGAACUCAGAAAGCUUUCCCAGAACUAGAUUUCCCCGAGCUAAUGGAUUGCAGCAUUCUACAGUCUGUCAUGAAUCGUGAGCUUAAUUCAUUGGUUGAACUCAAAAUGGAGGAAGGUCAGAGUUUUCUUGAGGGACUGCUCCUAAACGGGUGGCUUUUGAGAAUGAUCAGUUCUUGCGGUCGACUUGAAGAACCCAUUGCAAAAUGGAGCUUCUAUUUGUUAUUAUAUUCACCACUAAUCCAGUUGGGCAGUGCAGCGUGCAACCUCUGGUGUUCCAUUCUCUUACCCGACAAUGAGAUUGACCAACAGAACAUUGAAAUUGAAUGGUUUCCAAACCAUGCGGAAUUAAAAAAUGCUCUUGACCUAUAUGGAUUUCUAUUGGAUUCACCUUGCAAGUCAUCAUUGCCCAUAGAACUCGACCAUUCAGAUUCCAAUUCUUGUGGUCCACCGCAAAAUAUAAGGUCUUGGAUAAAGUUUGUCUCUGCUAGUUGCCAAGUUAGGACUAUGUGUCCACCCUUCUCAACUGAAGAGGUAGAAGACCUGAUUGUUGUGGUAAUCUGCAUGUUUAUGGACCGACAACUUCUUGGCCUCUCCCUUAUCUUGGAUGAAUGUCUUCGCUCACUAAUAGGUGUUUUUAGUGAUAGUGAUUUUGAUGUCAGCUGUAUCAAAAUAGCCAAGUCUCUCGCCUGCAGACUGACUACCGAUAUCAGUUGCUUGAGAACUGUGGAAUGUAUUUCAGUGCUUGAUGCUCGCACUAAACGUUUAAGAAGUGCAGUAGCCUUUGAGUUUCUAGUAGCAUGUUUUGACAGUAAGGUAGUCGAUGGAGAAGGGAUCUUAAGGGCUAUGAAUUCCAUUAAUCUGAAAGAUGAGGAAUUUGAUCUUGAGAAGAUGUAUAUAUACCUGAUAUUGGUUGAAAACUGGCUCUUCUGUGACCCUAACCUAAAACGAGAUCCCGAAUUGAACAAGUUGUGGGUAUUAUGCCUCCGUAACUGUUCCUACCAAAUCAGCAGCACAGAUUUGAGGUCAUAUGCUUUAAAGGUCAGAAGUAAAGCUUCAUACCUUUUUCAAGGCAAUGCCAGCAAAUGGUAACUGUGGUGGGGAUGGGAAGAAGGCAGACAUUUUGGAGAAGUGAUGGGCCACCAACUUUUUUUUGCAAAUCUCUCUUCUCUUUGUGAUUUCCAUUAGUGGAAGUUCAUUGCAGAAAUUUGUAUCCUAUUUAGUUUUAACAGAAAUGAUUUGCAGAUUAGAAAAACUGCAUUCUAAACAGUAGAGCUCUCACAUGUCUUUUGUCCUGAAUACAAGGUAGUUAUAACAUCACACUAUGGGGGAUGG
Cuscuta campestris is the source of this 1740-nucleotide messenger RNA. NCBI's taxonomy places the organism in Eukaryota, Viridiplantae, Streptophyta, Magnoliopsida, Solanales, Convolvulaceae. The record is from the annotation of a GenBank genome assembly.